UGUCGGACGGGUGAUGGUCUCUGACGAUUGUGUUGAUUAAAAUUCCAAAUUAUUCUAAAAUAGAACAAAUUAGUUGUUAUUUGUAAUACGAACGCGAACUAUUGUUGUGUAAGUUAUUAUUGGAAUGCUGAUAUCGUCCAAUAUUCGACUUUUUUGAGUGUACGGCUCAUAACCUCUUGAUGGACAUUAAUCUCUUGUAAUUGUAAUUAGAAUUCUUUGGCUCGCGAUAAAUGAAAGUGUUGUUUACAUUCCGUGAAGUGUGUGGUUUGUGCGUUGCGGGUCCGUGUCGGUUUACUAACGGAGUAUCUGUGCGUUUACUAUGAUGAGUCUGGUUCAAGCUUUGUGUUUAAAAUGUGUGUGAAGUGUAAUUUGAUUACGGAGUGUUUCUGGUGUGCGAGCGGUCGGAUGUGCCCGUAGGAUUGCCAUGUCCAGGCUUGUCGACUACUUCGUCAUUGUGGGAUUCGACCACGAAAAAGAGAGGGGCGGAAUAAGUAGCGGCGCAAUCCUCCAGAGAUUCCCUGAGAAUAAUUGGGACGACACUCCCUUUCACGACGGUAUAGAAUGGUUCUGCCAACCGCAAGGAUGGGCGCUGUCGACGGAGCGUUCAGAGCCGCGGUUCUACGUGUCGGUGCUGACCGACGUGGACGCCAACAGACACUACUGCGCAUGCCUGUGCUUCAACGAGACCGUCGCCAUCACGCCCACCAAGCCCGCAGACGAGGACGAAGAGUCUUUGGAUUCGCGUCCGGUGGCGAACAUUACGCACCACAGCAUUAUGUACGCGCCCAAAUGCCUCGUCAUUGUGUCGCGACAGGACUAUAUCGACACCUUCCGAAACUGUCUAGGUAUAAUCUACACAGUAUGGGUGGAGAACUUGGGCGUUCCACUGGAGACGUUGGUGGGUAACCUGGUGGGGUGCGUGCUAGUGCCGCCGGCGGGGGGCCCGCAGGUGCGGUUCAGCAUCGGCGCGGGAGACAGGCAGGCGCUGCAGCCGCCGGCAUCGCCACCGCUGCCAGCUACGCAGACUUCUGUCCACAUGCUGCUUAGGCUACUUGGUAUCCACAACUCGGUGACUCUAUGGUGCGCUGUUAUGAGCGAGCAUAAAGUUCUAGUGGUGUCUCUAGCGGGGGCUCGACUGGCUGCAGCCUGUAGGGCACUAGCAGCCCUCAUGUUCCCCUUCAGAUACGCCCAUGUCUACAUACCCUUGCUUCCAGCGGGGCUGGCAGAGGUGCUAGCUACACCCACGCCCUUCCUCAUCGGGGUACAUUCUAGCUUGAAGGAGGAGGUUUCUGAGUUGCUGGACGUAAUAGUAGCAGAUCUAGACGUUGGGUCGUUACACAUACCUGCUGGAGUGAACAUCCCCAGGCCGGAAGGGAAGUUACUAUCUUCCCUGCAAGAGGCGUUGGCGCUGGUGCUGCAGCCUGAGCUGCGGGCGGCGGACUCGGCCUUCGCCCCGCCGCCGCCGCUGGCGUCCCCGCCGCAUAUGCUGGACAAGGAGAUACGGGCUGUGUUCAUGAGGACCCUAGCCAGGCUGCUGCAAGGUUACAGACACUGCCUAACAAUAAUCCGCAUCCACCCCACUCCAGUGCUCACGUUCCACAAGGCAGGGUUCCUGGGCAGCCGAGGGCUAUCGCAGUGCCAGUUCACGCAGCGGCUGCUCGACUCCAUGUUCUUCAAUGGCGUGGUGGCGGAGCGAGGGCCGCCGUGGAGGGCUACUGAUAUCUGGGACGAGCUUGUGCAGAAUCUCCCGGAGCAGCAAAGGUUAGAAACACUAAAUCCAGACCUACAACUGCAACACAUACAAGACCUAGCCAUGCAGUUACAUCUUAAUGAAAGCCCUAACCCUCAGGCGUAUCAGCAGCGUAUCCUGCGGCCGCCAGAGGGCGCGUCGUCGCGGAUACACCAGCCUCCCUUCCCUCUACUAGACACGGCUAAAGUCAGAGAAGUUAUUGAUGAAGUCACCGCUAGGAAUGCUAACAAUCCCAAAUUGACAGCAUUGCGGCCGCCGCAGCCGCGGAUAGUGCCGCCGGCGGCGCCACCUACCGGCGCCGCGGAGCUUGGACAACUGCUCGUCACCAACUCCGCUAGACGACUGGAGGUGAUGCGCGCCUGCAUCGCGGCCAUCUUCGAGUGCCGCUACGCCGACGCGCGCAAGUCGUUCCCGGCCGUGCUGCGCGCGCUGCGGGCGCCGGCCGCGCGCGCCGCGCUCGUGCGCGACCUGGCGGCCAGGCUGCCCAGCAACAAGCAUCUGCUGCAGCACCACCAGUUCGAGCUGGUCACCAGACUAAUGAACUGCGCGUUGCAGUCAGCCACGGCGCUGGACGAGCACACGAUAGCAGCUGCCAUGUUACCCCUCGCCACCGCCUACUGCCGCAAGCUGUGCACCGGCGUCAUACAAUACGCUUACAUGUGCAUACAAGAGCACCAAGUGUGGACGAGCCAGCAGUUCUGGGAGGCGGCGUUCUACCAAGAUGUGCAGCGAGACAUCAAAGCCUUGUACCUACCCAGCCCUACGCACCACCAACGGGUGCCCAGUCCCAGGGACGAUGAAGAAUACAUAUCUCUGUUGAAAGCACAAGAGCCGAGCGCUCUGGAGAUCGCGGCCGAACAAAUGAGGCUAUGGCCCACUUUAUCUCCAGAAAAACAACGCGAACUGAUAGCGAGCGAAGAGUCCACCUUGUACAGCCAAGCGAUACACUACGCCAACCGCAUGGUGUACCUGUUACUGCCGCUAGAAAGCGCGGGCCGGCGGGCCGACACUCGGGGCGGCGACGACGAUAGGGCCAGCAAUAGUAUUACUAAUAGCGUGGCAGAAUCUGACAGUGCAGACGCGGAGUCUGGUUUCGAAGAAGCGGACCCGGGGGAAGCCGGGAACAACGUCAUCAAAAUGGUUUCCAGAUUCGUUGAUAAGGUGUGCACGGAGGGCGGGGUGACCGCGGAUCACGUGCGCUGCCUGCACCAGAUGAUCCCGGGCGUGGUGCACAUGCACCUGGAGACGCUGGACGCCGUCGGCCGGGAGUCCCGCCGCCUGCCGCCCGUGCAGAAGCCGCGCAUAGUUGCCCCCGCGCUGGUACCGGGCGAGGCGGUGUCGGCGCCGGCGCUGCGAGCCUACCUCGUGGCUGACGGCCGCCACACACCGCUGCUGCCGGCCGAGGGCGCGCUGUUCCUCACCAACUACAGGGUGGUCUUCAAGGGCGCGCCCACAGACCCCUUCGCGUGUGAGCAGACAGUGGUCCGCUCGUUCCCGCUGAGCUCGCUGACGCGGGAGAAGCAGGUGCGCGCGCACUUCCUGCCGCACCUGGAGCACGCGCCCACCGACGCGCUGCAGCUGCGCUCCGCCAGCUUCCAGCUCAUCAAGGUGGCGCUAGACGAGGAGGUGUCGUCGGAGCAGGCGGAGUCGUUCCGCAAGCAGCUGGCGCGGCUGCGGCACCCCGACCACCCCGCACUCCACUUCGCGCUGGCGCCGCGGCCCGUGCCGCCGCCGCUGCAGGGGCAAGCCAAGCACAACACGCUCAGAGGAUUCGCCAAGAAGACGCUAUUGAAAACGGCGAGAAGAGCGGGCCUGAAACCGAAGCCGUCGAAGCGACAGAAGUACGUGCUACCGUCUGCAGACGCGCGGUCACUGACCUCACCACCCUUGAUGUCUUCCCUCUCCGCCGAUACUUUGUCCCUGGAGGAGCUGGAGCUGGCGGGCUCGGAGGCGGCGGAGGCGCCGGCGGCGCGCACGCUGGAGCGCGUCCGCGAGCGCGUGUACGCCCGCGACUGGGCGCGCCUGGGGCUCGCCGCGCCGCCCUUCCGCCUGGCGCACGCCAACGCCGUCUACACGCUGUGCCGCAGCUACCCGGCGGUGAUCCCGGUGCCGGAGAGUAUCGGCGACGAGUCCCUGCGGCGCGUGUCCCGCUGCUACCGCCACGCGCGGCUGCCCGUGCUCACGUGGAGGCAUCCGCGCACACACGCACUGCUCGCACGGUCGAGCGCGUCUCACCACAAGGGCGUGAUGGGCAUGCUGAAGGCCAGCAGCCACCAGCAGCCGACCACCGCGCCCGGAGCUGAGACCACCUCCAGUCUUGAACAGGAGCGUUACCUGGCCACGCUAGUGGCGUGUACACCAGCUGCUCGCGGGGACCUAGAAGACUCGAGCCUCAGCCUGGACUCUCUCCUCCUGUGCUGCGACGACCAGCCGGCGCACACGCCGCUGCUCACAAAGGCCGCUGGCACGCUCGGUGUGUUGGGUCGCAACAGCGGCGGCAAGGGUUCAGCAGCGGCGGGCGUGCGGCACUUCGGUCGCUGGGGCUCGCUCAAGGGCCGCCAGCCCUCGCACCUCGACCUCUACGCGCCGCGGCAGAGACUCUCCACGGCCGAUGUUGAUUCUGUGUCGGGCGAGUGUGGCGGCACGAUACGUCGAGCAGCCCUGUACGUGGUAACGGACAAGGGCGCCACAUUCCCGGUCCCCGCGGGGGCGGAGGCCGUGCCCGCCGAGUACCCCGAGCUGCGCACCACCAAGCACGCCUUCAAGAAGCUCAUGCGGGCCGCCGUGCCCUCCGCGCCCGCCGCGCCCGAGGAGCCUGGCUUCCUCAGGCUGAUAGAAGAGUCGGGCUGGCUGUGGCAGCUGCGGCAGCUGUUCCAGUUGUCGGGCGCCGUGGUGGACCUGCUGGACCUGCAGGGCUCAUCCGUGCUGCUCUCGCUCGAGGACGGCUGGGACGUGACCGCGCAGAUAUCAUCGCUAGCCCAGAUCUGCCUAGAACCUUACUACCGCACGCUGGAUGGGUUCCGGAUUGUGGUGGAGAAAGAAUGGUUGGCGCUGGGUCACAAGUUCGCGACCCGCUCUAACAUCGCCGCCACGCCGCAGCAAGGGUUCACGCCCACAUUCCUACAAUUCCUCGACGCCGUACAUCAGUUGCAGAAGCAGUUCCCAUUAGCGUUCGAGUUCAACGACUUCUACUUGCGGUUCAUCGCGUACCACACGUCGUCGUGCCGCUUCCGAACCUUCCUGCUGGACAGCGAGGCGCAGCGUGCUGAGAUGGGGCUCGCCGCCGCCGACGACAGGCGCGCUGAUACUAAUAGAUUGGGCGUGGAGACAGGCGCUGGGUGCGAGGAGGAGGUGGCGGGCGCCCGCUGCGGCGUGUCCGUGUUUGACUAUAUCGACAAGCAGCACCAGAAGGCGCCCGUCUUCUACAACUUCCUGUACACGCCCGACCUCGACAAUCCCGUGCUUCGCCCCGUGUCGUCGGUGUGCGCGUUAGAGGUGUGGGAGUACUACGUAAGCGAGGAGCUGUCGCACGGCGCCGCGUAUGACCUGGAGGUACUGGCGGCUGCGGAGCCCGACCCCAGGGCAGAGAAGAGACGGGUCGUCACUGCGGGGUACGAUAGCAUCCCGCGAUGCAUGCCAGAUGCGUUCACCGGCUUAAUGGACCGGUUGCGGCAGUUAGAAUUGGAGUUGGGACACUUGCCGCAGAAGUGGCGCGUGCGCUGGGAACAGCUGGAGCUACCCAACACGCUGGAACUACAGCGCGCGUGGUCGCUGUCCAUGGCGGCGGUGCGGCGCGCCACGCUGCGGCUGCACACGCGCGGCACGCGGCACGUGCUGGCGCGCGCGCGCCUGGCCGCCGCGCCCGCGCCCGCCCCCACCCCCCCGCACCGCUGGGCCGCCGCCGCCGGCGCCGCGCCCGCGCGCUGCGACCAUUGCGCCGACCUGCUGUGGGGGCCGCUCAAGACGGGCGUGCGUUGCGUGGACUGCGGCGCGGCGUGUCACGAGCGCUGCGCGGAGUCGUUCGCGCUGCCCUGCACCAAGUACAAGGCGCCGCCGCCGCAGGACCGCGAGCGGGAACAUCGCGCCACCAUCAGCAACAGUGUAGGCACACUGCAGUCGGCGUCUCAACAGUACUACGAACAGUUCUCGUCCAACGUGGCUGAGAACCGUACACACGAGGGGCACCUCUACAAACGAGGCGCGCUGCUGAAAGGAUGGAAGCAACGAUGGUUCGUGUUGGACUCCAUCAAACAUCAGUUGCGGUAUUACGACGCGAUGGAAGAUUCGCACUGCAAAGGAUUUAUAGACUUAGCGGAAGUGAUAACAGUGACGCAGGCGCCGCCCGCGCCCGGACCGCCCAAGAAAUGUGAUGACAGAUCAUUCUUCGAUUUGCGCACAAGUCGACGCACGUACAACUUCUGCGCGAGCGACGCGAACGCGGCGCAGGAGUGGAUCGAGAAGCUACAGGCUUGUCUACAGUGAACACAAGCAGUGCGUGCGUCUGUUUAAUACGACUACAUAUUAAGUAUAUUGAUACGAACUUCGAAUUACCGCACGCCUAUGACAUGACAGAUAAUUUUUCGGUUUUUUUUCUACCAAGACUGCGAUAUAUUUCAAAUGCGUUCGGUUUACUGAGACGAAGUUCCGCCUCUUAACUAAACCUUAGGCGUUGUUGCACGCAUUUUCGAAGGAAACAUGCAUAUUUCGCAUUUUUUAAUGUAUCCUAUUUUGAAGCUAGAUGAUAGUCCUGUCAUAGGUGAAGGUUCUAACGUAUUUUUAUUUGUGGAACUUUCAUAUUAGGCCCACAAUCGCUAAGAGUAGAUGUGAAAAGGAAAAUUGUUAGAAUCAUCGGAAAUUUUUAAUUUACGUCUUUAUGAAGGCCAACAAAUUGAGAUUUUGUACGUGUAUGUGUAAUGUAUGCCAUAUGUAUGACUGGGGUAAUUAAUGAUUUUGGAGUUAGUAUAUAUUUGAAGCAGCAGAUGUUAGCCGCGAUCUCGGACCCCGACACUCAAAUGACAUGUGACGCGAUUAUUUAUACUCUAGGAUAAUUGUCUACAAAUAGUGUAAUAUUGUUACGUUGGUAUUUGUAAAUAUUUUAUCUUAAUUAUUGUUGUGUAAAGACUUUUGUUCCAUUAUGAGUAUUUCCGUUUUAAUACUUUAUAAACGACAAACGCGUUCAUUGUAAUAAUUUUAUACGUUUCAGUUACAACUGUAGGUUAUCAACUGAAUUCCAUAGCAUCACAUACAUUAUAUAACGAGGUAUAUAUAUUAGUAUGUAGAUUACUAUGUUUAAUUCCAACACAAGUAUUUUUCACACAACAAAGAUAUUAUUCCUGUACGGGGGAUCUCUGGAGGGGCUGCCCUAGUUUAUUGUUACAUACUCAGUGUACGUUUGUAAAUAGAUGGUUGUUUUGUGUUGGACAUAUCAGUGUGGGGCAUCGGCCCGACACGUAACGAAUUGUUUGUAAAUAAAAUUAUUUUUAUUGUUCGCGGAUUGCAUUUAGGCGCGCGCCGCGGGCGGGGAGGACUGUUCCGCUCGACCCGGCGCGCUGUUCAAUACCACGUCCGACACUUGGCCGAUAUCAUUAAGAAUAAUUAUUUAAGUCCGGCGGAGGCUACGUGGACGCUCCUCAAGUCGACAGACGCGUUGCGAUAGAGAUUAUUUCGUGCCAAAAAUGCACAGUGUGCACUACUCAUUGCUCAGGUCGUUAGACAGCGCGUUGUCUAGAUACUGCAGAAUGUGAUACUAAAUUGAGCAAUAUUUGCCUUAUUGUUUGCUGAAAGAAGUGUUGCUUCGUACGCUUCGACAAUACAAUGUGUAGGUGUUAGCUUCGCUUAGUGAACGUACCUUGAGAAUGUAGUCUACUGCUGUACUUCGAAACUUAACCUUAUCCUGUUAGAUUCUCCUUAUACUUUGUAUUGUCCGAUCCAUAUUUUGAUGCAGCAGUAGGCUGAAUAUCUUGUAACAGUGCACUGCGUACCAUCAAAUAAAGAAAUUUAUAAAUUUA
This is a messenger RNA of Pectinophora gossypiella (pink bollworm), 7758 nucleotides long. RefSeq names its product myotubularin-related protein 13 (gene Sbf). The transcript is spliced from 40 exons. The coding region runs from base 425 to 6232 and encodes 1935 amino acids. The record is from RefSeq and is a predicted model, not a curated record. NCBI's taxonomy places the organism in Eukaryota, Metazoa, Arthropoda, Insecta, Lepidoptera, Gelechiidae.